Camelina sativa (false flax) is the source of this 2109-nucleotide messenger RNA. Lineage: Eukaryota; Viridiplantae; Streptophyta; Magnoliopsida; Brassicales; Brassicaceae. The record is from RefSeq and is a predicted model, not a curated record.
CUCGGUUUCAUAAUUUUAAAAGUUUUUUUGACUAAUCUCUUCCGUUAUCCUAACAAACGUCGUCGUUUCAUAUCAGACUCAAAUCUUUAAACAACAGUUAUGUCUCCGUCGACGGCGGCGAUUUUCGUCGGUCCAAUCUUAGCGGUGGACGCCGCCGUAUCUCGCGCAAUUCACACGGCGGCGAAACCUUUCCUCCCACCGUUUCUUCUCCUAUUCCUCGAAAUCUCAGCUGAUUUCAGAUUCUCCUUCCCCGUAUCACUUUCCCUCCUCCUCUCCCCUCCAUUACGCUCUUUCCUCGUCCCAUUCCUUCUCGGCCUCCUCUUCGAUCUAAUCUUCGUCGGACUCGUGAAAUUAAUCUUCCGUCGUGCUCGUCCCGCUUACAAUCACCCUUCAAUGUCCGCCGCUGUAUCAGCCGAUCACUAUUCUUUUCCCUCAGGUCACGCGUCUCGCGUCUUCUUCGUUGCCGCAUCUGUUCACUUCUUCUCAGCUGUUGUCAAAGCUCCCAUGGUUGGUCCAACCUACUCUUUCUUAGAUGGAUGGAUCAGAGAUCAUAACGAUGGCGUUGUGAAAGGAGAGGUUGUGGUGGCUGUAUGGAUCUGGGCAACAUUGACUGCGAUCUCUAGGAUUCUAUUAGGGAGACAUUACGUUCUCGAUGUAGCUGCUGGUGCUUGCUUAGGGAUUCUAGAAGCUCUCUUUGCUCUUCGGUUUCUGAGAUUUGAUGAAUUGAUCUUUGGAAGAGUCUUUCGUUAACGUCAGAGAGAAAACCGUUGCUACAUUUCCCAAGGAUCAUAUUAUUUCUUUCAACCGAGGCCUUUGCUUUGUUGGAUAUACUUUUGCAAGCUCGGUCACAGCUGUUUCUGCAGCAAUUCCUGCAGGAAACUCUGUUGAUUAGACUGAGAAAACAGAGCCAAAGCUUAGAUGGCAAGGAGGUGUAAAGUCCCGAUCUGAAAAUUCAGUUGACAUGACUCUCUCUCUCUCUCACGGUAACAAACUCUUUUUCUAAGAUAUAUCCACCAUAUUGCUUCUUGGAUUGGGUUCUUGAUGUUAUCCAAAUAAACCCGAUACCAGAGCCAACCGGUUAUGAGUUUGGGAGUGAGAGUAUGAGUGUGUUAUGAAUUAUGGGAUCUGUAUGUGUUGUUUACCUUGGAUUGGUUCCUGUCACCAUUUAUGAGAGGGUGUGUUAUGAAUUAUGGGAUUGGUAUGUGUUGUUUUCUUUGGUGUUAUGUAUGCUGCAAAAGUAGAGGCACACAAAGUAGGAUGGUACAUCAAGAACAAUGCCCACCAUGGGAAAACUUUGAUUAAUGAGUUCACAUGGUUCUCUCCUGUAGAUAAAACAAGGACAUACCUUGUUUCAACCUUAAUGAUCACUCUUAGUUUUGUGUGGCUACCAAACAAAACCUCUUUUAAUAUUUCAGUGUCUCCUCAUCAGACCCUACCACCAUUUUGAGCACGCGGCGUCGUAGUUUAUUGACAAAAAAAAAAGAACGGGAACAGACCCAGUUCUAUGAUUAGCAAAAGAGAGUGUGAUUAGCAAACUGAUAAAUCAAACAUUGUAAAAGAUAAAGGAGUGAUAUUUGAGUUGAGAGGUGGUGAUGGAACAUCGUAGCAGUGAAUCUCCUUUUACAUCUGAGAGUGGCAGAGAGUUGAAAGGGGUCUGGUCUGGUCAUCUCUUUGUUACCAUAUUUGAGGUGAAUUAUUGUUGUACUAGAGUUUCUUAUUUUUGCCCUAAAAUUUUGCAAGUCAAGCACUCUCCCCCUGUGACUGUGACUUAGCUCAGAUAAAAAAGUGGAUCUGAAGCUAGAGAGGUCUGAUGCUGUUUCUGAGUUCAUCAUUAUCAUGUCCUGCACUAACAUCCCAAAAAAGGAAGAAAAUUUUGUUUGAAAAGAAAAUUUGAUUACAGACAUGUUAGGAGGAGGUUUAACAGCAGGAAUUGGAUUCAAAUAUUGGUAUUUUGGUAUAACAAAAAAAAACUGAAUUUUUUUUCUUUUUAUGGGGGGUCAUUGUGGGUUGUCCUCCACUUUCUAGUUUUCUAUGGCACUCGUGUUCUCAUAAACUGUGUAUAUUUGUUAAAUAAUAAGAAAAUAUAGAGAUAAAACUUAUAAAGGACCA